Cryphonectria parasitica EP155 is the source of this 1843-nucleotide messenger RNA. RefSeq names its product family 76 glycoside hydrolase. Gene Ontology annotation, biological process: fungal-type cell wall biogenesis; carbohydrate catabolic process. The transcript is spliced from 4 exons. NCBI's taxonomy places the organism in Eukaryota, Fungi, Ascomycota, Sordariomycetes, Diaporthales, Cryphonectriaceae. Gene Ontology annotation, molecular function: mannan endo-1,6-alpha-mannosidase activity. Bases 1 to 1419 code for a protein of 472 amino acids. The record is from RefSeq and is a predicted model, not a curated record.
AUGCGAUCUUCAAUAUGGACGCUCUCCGCGGUGGGCACGGUCCUGCUGCCGGCUGCGACGGCCGUCACCAUUGAUUGGACAUCAACAGACUCUAUAGCGGAGGGAGCUUCAACGAUCGCAUACGGCCUGAUGGGAUACUACACAGGCAACCACACGGGCGACACGCCGGGCAACUUGCCUUCUCCAUACUACUGGUGGGAGGCAGGUGGCAUGUUCAAUGCCAUCAUCAACUACUGGGCAUACACGGGCGACGAUACCUACAACAACGAGACGUACCAGGCGAUGCAGCACCAGAUGGGCGACGACGACGAUUACAUGCCGACCAACCAGACCCUGACCGAGGGCAACGACGAUCAGGGCUUCUGGGCCAUGGCCGCCAUGUCGGCGGCGGAACUGAACUUCAUGAACCCGAACUCUACUGCCCUCGCCGCCACCGAGGGUAGCGUGCAGUGGCUGGCGGCCGCGCAGGCCGUCUUCAACGAGUACGUGUGGCGCUGGGAGGCGGCCAACGAUACAUGCAACGGCGGGCUGCGGUGGCAGAUCUUCACCUGGAACAACGGCUACACCUACAAGAACAGCAUCGCCACGGGGUGCUUCUUCAACGUCGCCGCGCGGCUGGCCAGGUACACGGGCAAUGCGUCGUAUGCCGAGUGGGCCACGACAACCUUUGAGUGGAUGCAGGGCGUGGGCUACAUGGACGCGGAUUGGAACAUCUACGACGGGUCGGGCAUCACCGGCACGGUCAACUGCACCGAUAUCGACAAGGCUCAGUGGACCUACAACUCGGGCAUCUUCAUGCACGGCGCCGCCUACAUGUACAACUACACCAAUGGCUCCGAGAUCUGGGCCGAACGUGUCAACGGCCUAUUGAACAGGACCCUCAACUUCAUGUUUAACAGCACCAACCAGAUCAUCUUCGAGCCCCCCUGCGAGCCCACCGACGGCUGCACCACUGACGAGUACUCGUUCAAGGGCUACACCCUUAUGUGGCUCGCCCAGGUUACCCAGAUGAUGUCAUCGACCUAUGACACCAUCUACCCGUACCUUCUCACCACUGCUAAGGCCGCUGCCGUCCUGUGUGUUGACACCACCGACGGCAGUGAGGGCUUCGUGCUGAGCGGCAUCGCCUGCCCCUUCAAAUGGACCACAGGCGUGAGCGACGGCCUGUACGGCGUCGGCCAGCAGAUGUCGGCCCUCAACGCCGUCCUGGCCACUAUGAUCGCCAGCGCCCCCGCUCCUUACACAGCUGAUGAUGGUGGUACCUCGACUGGUAAUGCCGCCGGCGGCUCACAGAAGACCGACAGCUCCGUGUCGGGCACAACUACCAUCACCACAGGAGACAGGGCUGGUGCGGGCAUCUUGACGACAUUGGUUCUCGCCGGUAUGAUUGGAGGCUCGUAUUGGAUGGUCGCCGACUAGAGUCCACGCGACUCGGUAAAUACAUAUUAAUGGAGAGCGGCUGAUGGUGUUGGAAAGACCUUUCUUUUCUUUUGGUCUUUUCUCCUUGUACCCUUUGUUUCUCAUUCUCGCUGGCUCAGUGCUGUCUUUUACUUUUUUUUUCUCUCCCUCCUAUUUCCUUAUCUUUUGAUGCCAUGCAUGGAUGUUCAUGUCUCUGGGGGUAAUUAUGGCCUUUUACCUUCACACGAAAUUUUUCCCCCCUUCUAUAGGGCAAUGUGGGGGGGCUUCGGCGUUCUGAGGCGUAGGAAAGGGACAUAUAUGUUGUUGGGUAGUAGCAGUGGGACAGAACCUACUCAAAGAGAAGAUACCAAAGUAUCUUCAAAUCACAUCACAUAAAGCUACUUAGAACUUGGAGAGAAUUCGAUCGACUUCCCUUUCUGAUUAU